GGCAAAACUUCCCAAACGGACACGUCUCAAACUCAAAUGGGCAAAUCUUCGAAGUUUCAAACGCUGGGCUCACAAGUUAAGCCAAAAAUCAUCCUCAAAGCAAAAGCAAAAGCAAAAGCAAAGCACCCAAGUUUCAGUAAGGACUUCUCCUUUUCUGUGCUUUUUUUAUAAUCUUAUUAAUUAAGAUAAGCAGCACUGCCGCAGCUCCAUAGACUUCACUGUGUUUUCUUUAUUUGGAUGCCAAAAAGAUUGGAGCCAAGAGAGAGUGGGUGUCUAAAGAAAACCCAAGUCUCUUGACUACAGAGAUGGGUACUUUGACUGUUGCUUCCUCUGUGCUUCCUUCGGAUUUCAAACCUUCACUCUCUCUAUCUGAUCACAGAGGCUCUCUCCUGCACUGUACAAAAAUACCCAAGAAAAGAAACAGGGCCAUGGUUCCUGUUGCAAGGCUAUUUGGGCCAGCCAUAUUUGAAGCGUCAAAGCUGAAGGUUCUGUUUUUAGGAGUGGAUGAGAAGAAGCACCCAGGGAACCUUCCAAGAACUUACACCCUUACUCACAGUGAUAUCACCUCAAAACUCACUCUGGCAGUUUCACAGACAAUUGACAACUCUCAGUUGCAAGGGUGGUACAACAAGUUACAGAGAGAUGAAGUUGUGGCUGAGUGGAAGAAAGUUAAGGACAAGAUGUCUCUUCAUGUUCACUGCCACAUAAGUGGAGGUCAUUUCCUUCUAGAUCUGUUUGCAAGGCUGAGAUUCUUCAUCUUCUGCAAAGAACUUCCUGUUGUUUUGAAGGCCUUUGUUCAUGGGGAUGGCAAUCUGUUCAGCAAGUUCCCAGAAUUGCAGGAGGCUUCGGUUUGGGUUUACUUCCACUCAAGCAUUCCAGAAUUCAACAAGGUGGAAUGUUGGGGUCCACUCAGUGAUGCAGCAGCACCUUGUAGAAGUGGGCGAGGUGGGGUCCACCAGGAAAACAGGGAGGAAACUUCUCCAAGCAACUGGGACUUGCCAGAGCCAUGCCAAGAAAAGUGUAGCUGUUGCUUCCCACCAUUGAGUUUGGUUCCGUGGCCCCAAGAGCUUCCCCAUGUAAAUGAAACUAGAUAUGGUCCCCAGCAGCGAUUUGAGGGCCAAACCCAAGAAACAAACUAAAACAAUUUCCUUAGUUUGUUUGAUUUGAUGUAAAUAGAAACAUAUUUUGUUUUAGGAAGUCAGACUUAUUCAUGGUCAGACCAAAUCCCAUUCAAGCACUAUGAAUCAGUGUUCUUGAACGGGGCUGUGCUAUCUAUCAUCAGUAUGUUCCAGUUCUGGUUGCCAAGUUACUGUAAAUGUAGUUGGGGCGUUAUUUGCAUCAACUAUUAAAUUGUAAAAGUAGAUGAAUAUUUAAAUAGAUAGAUUCGAUAUAUGUUUUUCUAUUA
Molecule: messenger RNA, 1405 nt
Organism: Prunus mume (Japanese apricot)
Lineage: Eukaryota; Viridiplantae; Streptophyta; Magnoliopsida; Rosales; Rosaceae
Source: RefSeq, a predicted model, not a curated record